CACGUGAACGGUUCGAUAGCGAUAGUGUAGUUUCCAUCUUAACGUUAAUAAAUUUCACAUCAUUUCUGGAUCUUUAUUGCUUUAAAAACGGUUUAACACAAGUGCUUUAAUUUGCUUUAUACUACUACAAAUAAAUUGUAGUGGAGUGAUUGGAGUGUUACGCUCGUGAGUCGCAUAUCAAGCAACAAGGCAAGGACAGACGAUAUCCUCCUCCAAAUUGGAAGCGUAAAUAUUUUCAUAUGGAAAUGUUGCCGCCUACUGACAACAAUAACGAAUUAAACGGUCCUAUAACUUUAACGCCAAUAUCGUUAACAACAACAAAUGCCGAUAACUCGCUAACAAGAUUCGGGAGUGAAGGAAGGCCAAGAGAAAAUGAAAAAUAUGAUGACCAUCAAUACAAAGGACCAAAAAUAUGGCUUUACUUGGUUAGAAAUUGGCCCAUAAUGUCAGAACCUUUAGCGAUAAUUUUCAUCUUUUUAUCACUUUGGACUAUUGGAUAUAUAUUGAUGCCAACGUAUGCAUUACCGCAUACAGUUGUUAUGCGUAUAAUUUUCUUGUUUAUUGGAGCUCAAACGAUUGGCGUUUUAUUCACAUUCAUACAAUUGCCUGAUAUGCUAGGUAUGCUGUUCUUUGGUGUUCUAUACGCCAAUCUAGGUUGGGCCAAUUUUAAAGAUUAUGAAAAAUUUGAAGCUUUUUUAAGAGAAAUGGCUUUAAUAAAUAUUAUGCUCUUGGCUGGGUUGGGUUUGAAUGCCAAUGCUUUUAAGAAAUUGUGGUUUAUGAUUUUACGCUUGACUUUGAUACCCACUGUGGCUGAAGUAGCCAUUAUUGCAAUUUUGGGUCGAUUCCUUUUAAGCAUGCCGUGGCUGUGGGGCGUUUGUUUGGGCUUGAUAAUAACCGCCGUCUCGCCUAAUGUAGUCGUAACCGUUAUGCUCAAAUUGAAGGAAGAACGUUUAGGUCUUAACGAUGGAAUUCAUACUCUCAUCUACGCCAUGACCGCCUGUAAUGACAUAUUAGCGAUAUUUCUAUUCGGUGUUAUGAUAGGCAUAAUCUUUUCAAAAGGUCACUUAAGUGAACAGCUGCUACAAGGUCCGAUUGGAAUCGGCAUUGGCCUCGUAUAUGGGUCUCUAUUUGGUUUGAUGUUACAGUUUGUGCCUUCACGUAAUGCGACGUAUGCAAAUGGUUUACGUUUUGUUCUAACCGUCUUGGGUGGCACCAUUUCGGUGAUGGGCAGCAAAGCUAUCGACUAUACCUCAGCUGGAGCAUUGGGUUGCGUAACACUUGCAUUUAUAGCUGGCAUCGGUUGGAGGCGUCAACAGCUCAAGCUAACUGUCGAAGAGCGACAUGCAAAUGAAAAUUCUACGGUAGCGAAACGUCUUGAUUUGUUAUGGAAAUUUUUGAAACCAGUUUCAUUCGCACUCAUUGGCAAGGAAAUUAAUUUUGCCGUGUUGAAUGCUAAAGUUGUUAGUUAUGGUGCCCUGCUGGUGUUACUGGGUAGUUUGUCUCGUUUAGUAUUUGCCUACGUAUCUACGUAUGGCGGGCAUCUGACGAAAAAAGAACGAGCCUACAUUACAAUAUCCGGUUUUCCCAAAGCAACUGUCCAAGCAGCUUUGGGUCCGAUAGCUUUGGAUUUGGCCCGGUCGUUAAAUGCUUCUGCAGAUAAAUUAUUACUGGCAAGCAAUGUAUUAAUUAUAUCGGUAUUAGCCAUUAUUUUUACAGCUCCUCUGGGUGCAAUACUUAUGUUACGUUUAGCUCCUCGCUGGCUAAAACAUACCCCGUUGGAAGGUUCGCAUCCAUAUGCAUUCGAUAAUCCCGCACAAUACUCGGUAGAGGACAAUACUAUUGAUACGGUUUGCGAGCAAUGCCAUCGCGUUGAACCUAUUAGUUCUCAAAAGAGACGGAAUUCGCUUAACGUAUAAGACAUUCAUUCAAAGAGUUAACUAAAGAAGUAUUACUUAGAUAAACAUUUUGAUUUGCUGUCUUAUAAACAGAUGCAGUUUUUUUUUUUUUUUUUUAUAUACAUUUGCCUUCGAUUUAUGUUAUGGUAGCGUUGAUAGCAUUGAAGUUUUCUUUAUGUAAUGUAUUCUGUACAAAUUGUAAGCCUAGGAGGCCAGUUAUAAUUUUGACAAAUACAACAAAUAUAAUACAAA
Messenger RNA from Glossina fuscipes, 2147 nucleotides. RefSeq names its product sodium/hydrogen exchanger 9B2 (gene Nha2). Gene Ontology annotation, biological process: proton transmembrane transport. Bases 240 to 1916 code for a protein of 558 amino acids. NCBI's taxonomy places the organism in Eukaryota, Metazoa, Arthropoda, Insecta, Diptera, Glossinidae. The record is from RefSeq and is a predicted model, not a curated record. Gene Ontology annotation, molecular function: antiporter activity. The transcript is spliced from 11 exons. Gene Ontology annotation, cellular component: membrane.